AUGGGAACAGAAGAAGGAACAAUAGGAAGUUCGCAAGGAAGAAAAGAUCUUCUAAAUAAUGCCAUAAUUAAAGUACGAAAUAGAUUAAGAAUACGGCAUAAGCAUAACGAAGAUGAUGAUGAAUAUCAAGUGGGAUCUAGUGAUAUGCAGGUCAAUCCAAUUACUCCAAUUGAUAUGGAUGAUAAAGAUAUUAAAAAUAAUGUAAUAGAAAACCAUACGGAAGAAAUAAUACCUAAUGAUAGUUUAUAUGAUAUUGAAAAUAAUGAACUCCCGAUAGGUGAAGUAUUAACUCGUACGCAUUCCUCUUUAUCAAAUAUGUUUUCAGAGCCGGCCAUGCCACAAUCUAAUAUAGUAUCGAUUGUCGUUGGUGCAUUCGUUACCGUAGCCGGGUUUUUAUUUGGUUACGAUACAGGUCUUAUUAACAGUGUUUCAGAAAUGCCUUAUUUUUUGACACACAUGACACAUGAUCAACAUUCAUUAAGCACCAAGGAAAGAUCUAUUGUAGUGUCAUUUUUAGCAUUAGGUACAUUCUUUGGUGCGUUAUCUGCACCAUAUAUUGCAGACAAACAUGGUAGAAAAUUACCAAUCAUAAUUAGUUCGUUAGUCAUUUUCACCACUGGUAACGCAUUACAAGUUGCAUCCAAAACUUUAACAUUAUUAACUGCAGGAAGAGUUGUAUCAGGUUAUGGGAUCGGUAUUAUGUCUGCUGUUGUUCCUCUAUAUCAAGCAGAAACGGUUAAUAGAUAUCUGAGAGGUUCCAUCAUUUCUAUGUAUCAAUGGGCUAUUACUUGGGGACUUUUGGUUUCGUGUGCAGUCGCAUUGGCGACUAAGAAUAAGAUGGAUCCCUCCUCAUAUAGGAUACCUAUUGGUCUUCAAUUUAUCUGGAAUACAAUUCUUGGUAUUGGUGUAAUGUUUCUGCCUGAUUCACCUCGUUACUAUGUCCUGAAGGAUGAUUUGACCAGUGCUGCUAAAUCCUUAUCCUUUUUAAGAGGUGUUCCGGUCCAUGAUUCAGGUUUAUUAGAAGAAUUGGUGGAAAUUAAAGCUACAUAUGAUUAUGAAGCGUCUGUAGAAUCUUCUUCGAUCUUGGAUUGUUUUAGAACCACGGAAAAGAGGCCCAAACAAACUCUGAGAAUGUUUACAGGAAUAGCAAUUCAAGCAUUUCAACAAUUUUCUGGUAUUAAUUUCAUUUUUUAUUAUGGUGUGAAUUUUUUCGCUAGCACUGGUAUUCACAAUAGUUAUAUCAUUUCAUUAACCACGUAUGCUGUCAAUGUACUAUUUAAUAUUCCAGGUUUGUUUUUUGUUGAAUAUUUUGGUAGAAGAAAAAUUCUGUUAUGUGGUGGUAUUAUUAUGGCAAUCUCUAAUUUAAUUAUUGGUAUUGUUGGUGUUUCUAUUGAUGACAUUAAAGCUGAUAAGAUUAUGAUUGCAUUUAUUUGUGUAUUUAUUGCUGCGUUUUCUGCUACAUGGGGUGGUGUUGUUUGGGUUGUCUCAGGUGAAUUGUAUCCCUUGGGUAUAAGAGCCAAAUGUGCAGCUAUAUGUGCAGCAACUAAUUGGUUAGUAAAUUUUAUUUGUGCGUUAAUCACACCUUAUAUUGUUGAUGUGAAGGAUCAUACUUCUAAUAUUGGUUCCAAGAUUUUUUUCAUUUGGGGUAGUUUAAAUGCAUUAGGUGUUAUCACAGUAUAUUUCAUGGUAUAUGAAACUAAAGGUUUAGUAUUAGAAGAUAUUGAUGAAAUAUAUAAGAAAUCCAAGAAUGCCAUGGAUUCGAGUAAAUGGAAUGAACAAAUCAGAAGAGAAGAAGAAGAGCGUGCAGUGGUUCAUGUACCUACCUCAACGUUACCAUUCGAGCGAGAAUUAGAAACGAUAGAUAAUGGGUAUCCAAUAAGUGUUAUUCAAGGUAGUAGUAAUGGGACGCCGUCCACUAAUAAUGUUGUGUAUAGAAUGAACAAUUGUGCUUCGCUAAAUACAGAUUAUGGUAAAGAAUGUUAUGAAUUAAAGAUUAGUUCUACAUUAAAUUCUAGUGGAUUCAAUGAAAGUUCGAUACAGAAUAGUAGUUUAAGAGGACCAAUACCUGAAGUUAAUGAAUUUGAUAAAUAUAUGAUGACAGAGUCUAAGAGUAAAGAUCGGAACAGUCAACAUUAUAGUCAUCAUGAUAUUUUACCAAACAUUAAUCACAUUCCAAUCUCAUCUGAUAAGAGUAUAGGUAUUGCUACUAAUUGUAGUAAUACUAAUCCAGAUAAUAAUUAUUUGGAUCUAGGUAAUGGAUUAGGUUUAAACACAUAUAAGAGGGGCCCACCCUCUAUUUCACCUGGAUCAUCUAUAGAUCUAGAUGAUCGCAACAAUGAAGAUCAUAAUUCUAGUUCAUUGAACUAUAGUGAAGAUCGUCAACAAAUGGAUAAGAUUAAUGAUUAUAUGGCCCAAAUCAUGAAUAAUGACACAAACAGUGGUUCGGCAAGAUCGCAAGGAUACACACAUUCGCAACAUUUCAACUCUGAAUAUAUCGAUCUGGGUGAUGGGUUAAACCUAAAUAUCAUGAGUCGUGGGCCACCCGAUAUUCUUUCAGAUUCUAGCGAUGAUGCAGGCAAUGAUUAUGACCGUAGUCCCUCCCCUGAUUUCAUAUCCAAGGGAUAA
Maudiozyma barnettii is the source of this 2625-nucleotide messenger RNA. RefSeq names its product glucose sensor (gene SNF3). Gene Ontology annotation, molecular function: carbohydrate:proton symporter activity. Gene Ontology annotation, cellular component: membrane. NCBI's taxonomy places the organism in Eukaryota, Fungi, Ascomycota, Saccharomycetes, Saccharomycetales, Saccharomycetaceae. The coding region runs from base 1 to 2625 and encodes 874 amino acids. The transcript has a single exon. Gene Ontology annotation, biological process: transmembrane transport; carbohydrate transport. The record is from RefSeq and is a predicted model, not a curated record.